AUGAGAGAACUUCCUCCAUUGCAACUCGACGGCAUUGAGGCUGAGAUGACGCCCAACAACGCUCAAGCCGAUGCUUCGAGGCAAUCUGACGAAGGGACAAGCCAAUCCACAUUCCGACCUCGCUCCAAGAAUCAGAAGCAACGCCGCCGAGUCAGAUACCGCUUCCUCACUCCUUCGGAAUGGGCAAUCGUCGCCCACGGCAUCGGUGGCGUCAACGACACGGAAGGCCAUAUCGCUCUCCAUCCGUCUUGUUGGUACUACCCGCCCAAAGGCAUCCCCAACGGCCUCUACCGGGACGUCAUCUGGCAUCGAACCAAGUACUUCUACAUGUACCACGGCAUGAGCUCUAUUCGCUGGGUUUCGUACAUCCUGCAAAUCAUCUUUGGGGCGAUCCUCACCGCAAUCGGCUCCAUGUCGUAUAAGGACGGCACUCCCAUCACCAUCAUCGCGGCUGCAAACACUAUAAAUGCUGGCAUCCUCGCACUCUUGCACAACAGUGGUUUGCCCGACCGUUAUCGCUCCGAUCAGGCCGAGUUUGACGAGGUCGAAGACCACCUCAAGAAGAUACUCGACACCGGAAUUGUCCCUGAGGAUAUGUCUGUCGACCAGGCGCUCAUCCAUUGCUUUGAUCUGUACCAGGAGGCCAAGAAGACCGUCUCGGCAAAUAUUCCGGCAACUUACACACCGAGUUCGGUCCUUACAGGUGGACCGCAAGGCGGUGAACCGCAGAAGCCAGGCACGCCUGGGCCGGCGACACCGAAUGCAGCCAACUCGGUCAUUGCCACCAGACUUUCGGUGGCUGUUCCCCCGACUACCACUGAAGAGAAGUGAUAUGGAGUACACUGUGUCUCAUUAGGCUUGUGGAGCUUUUGAAAGGUCGUCUUAACACUGUCAAAUUGUUUCUCUUAUUAAUCCAGGUGAAGGACACUCGUAAUAAUUCAGAUGGAAUUUGGAGGCUUUGGGGCGCAGCAGAUGAUAGAAACCAAGUGUGUUACUUGAGACAACAUGAAUUAGGGAGCUUAAACAAGACAAUUAGACAUCCAUUGCAUCGGUUUGGGUUGCAAGACAUGAAGUGAAGUGAAGUGAAGUAAAAUGCAGUGAAAAAUAGUCGU
This is a messenger RNA of Colletotrichum destructivum, 1112 nucleotides long. RefSeq lists its product as uncharacterized. NCBI's taxonomy places the organism in Eukaryota, Fungi, Ascomycota, Sordariomycetes, Glomerellales, Glomerellaceae. Bases 1 to 831 code for a protein of 276 amino acids. The record is from RefSeq and is a predicted model, not a curated record. The transcript has a single exon.